Molecule: messenger RNA, 2266 nt
Organism: Daphnia magna
Lineage: Eukaryota; Metazoa; Arthropoda; Branchiopoda; Diplostraca; Daphniidae
Exons: 3
Coding region: 273-1838 (521 amino acids)
Biological process (GO): DNA integration
Molecular function (GO): nucleic acid binding
Source: RefSeq, a predicted model, not a curated record
GGACCGACAGUAGCACCGUCCGGAACUGGAUCAGAGCCACAGCCUCUUACUACCAGGUUUAUGUAUCGAAUCGUGUGGGAGAAAUCCAGACGCUGACCGAGCCGGAGGAAUGGCUCUUCGUCCCGGGCAAGCUGAAUCCAGCAGAUGAAGCCACUCGAUCGGUCAUUGAAGGAGAAGGUCUCUCACAACGCUGGCUGAAUGGUCCCGAAUUUCUCUUCCAGCCGGAAUCAGAAUGGCCUCAAGAUCUUCCUUGGAUUGCUGUUCCGGACGAGAUGCGUACCUGCCGAACUUAUGCAGCUCAACUAGCAACAGAUGUUUCCGAUUGGUCCGACAUCCCACUGAAUCAAUCCAACAUCUCAGAAUUCCUCAAGCUGGAGGGCCCCUCCUACCAGUUGAUCGAGAGAUGCCAAAAAGAGAGUUUUUAUGAAGAGAUAAACUGUUUGAAGAAAGGAAAGGCUAUUCGUCCUACCUCCCAUCUCCUCCAGCUCAGCCCAUUUUUAGGACCGGAUAAUUUAUUACGUUUGGGCGGGCGGAUUGGCCACGCAAAAUUGCCGUACGACUCCAUCCAUCCACCGAUUCUACCCAGUAAGCAUCCGCUGACGGAAAGGUUGAUUGCCGUUCUCCACGAGCACACACAUCAUGCUGGAACGAACUUUCUCCUCGCGAAGAUCAAUCAGCAUUUUUGGAUCGUGAGGGGAAGAGAAACUGUGAAGAAGAUCCGGCAAACCUGUCCGGUGUGCAUUCGAGAGAGAGGAGCUCCUGUUGGUCAGCAAAUGGGAGAUUUGCCAGCCUUUCGUUUGGACUCUUACUCUCCGCCAUUUUCUCAUGUCGCCAUAGAUUGUUUCGGACCAUUGGAGACCAGCCCUGGGAGAAAUAGAGUAUUCAAGCGUUACGGCGUCAUCAUUACCUGCUUGGUGACUAGAGGAGUCUUUUUAGCGCUCGCGGAAUCUCUCUCCACUGAAGACUUUUUGCUAGUUUUUCGGCGCUUCAUAGGUAUCUACACCAAACCUGCAACCGUCCACUCGGACAACGGGACUAAUUUCGUGGGAGCCGAGAACGAGCUUAAUUCAUUUAUUCAAGAAUUGCCAAAGAGUGGAGCGUUUCAACAGUUCCUGAAGGUGAAAAAUAUCGACUGGCGUUUCCAACCUCCGCGUGCUCCUCACUUUGGAGGCGCACAUGAAAGUCUCGUUCGCUCAACAAAACGGGCGCUCUACCGGGCUCUGGAAAUCGAGAAGGCUGGUUUGCGGUAUCCGACAGAUGAAAUGCUUCGUACUCUAUUGGCAGAAGUUGGUGGGAUGCUUAACGCCCGUCCUCUAACUUACACCAGCACGGAUCCAGCGGAUUUUCGGCCUUUAACUCCAAACGAUUUUUUGAAUCGUCCGCCGACUUACGACUUACCGCCAGGAGAUUUCUCACACGCCCUGCCCCGGGAGCGUUUUCGAUAUGUGCAACGCACAGCUCAACUCUUUUGGGACCUCUGGACCAAAUUUUAUCUUCCAUCGCUCGUUCCGCGGAAAAAGUGGAAGACUAAACAGCAGAAUCUCGCUAUAGGAGACGUCGUGUUGAUGAUCGACUCCAAUCAGCCCCGCGGUCAAUGGAAGCUCGGACAUAUAAUCAAAACUUUCCCUGGAGAAGACGGCCUGGUCAGAGUGGUCGAGGUCCAAGCCGACACCGGAAUUUAUAAGAGAGCUGUUCAUCGCCUGUGUCUUCUAGAACGUGCGCCGAAGGAUUCCUCUACGAUCGAGAAUAGUCAAGCUGAUCCAGCGGAGGCGAGUAGGAAGAUCUCAACUGCUCAUUGUCAUCGCCUCAGAGCUUAUUAUUGUUCUAUUUCACCGUAACUGACUCAUCGAUGUUGCGUUUCGAUUCGGGGGAGAAUGUUCCGGCGAAAUUAUGUUUGUGUCGAUUUAUCGCAAUCUGGCAACACUCUUUUCCAUUUCUUUCCCGCUGUCAGAAAUACGCCCUAACAUUCGUCUGCCUCUCGUUUCUAUGUCAGGUUGUCAGAGUUUGAGUUCUUCUAAAUCACCGGCAUUUACGUUUCUUUCUGUGAUUUUGUUCCAUUUUUCUGUCUAACAGAGCUCAACUGUCUUGAGAUAUUCUGCAUUCUGUCAGUUUAUUCCACUGUGUGAUUCGUUCUAUGGUCUACAAAGCUUGCAAGCAACUUAUGUUUUGUCCUUGCUUCGCAGGCACCAUCGUUAACUCUUACAGUCAUACUGCCAUUCUGGCAGACAAAUCUUUACUCACAAUACAUUGAAGAGAAAACCACUAC